Messenger RNA from Aspergillus neoniger CBS 115656, 816 nucleotides. Its product is annotated as emp24/gp25L/p24 family protein. Gene Ontology annotation, cellular component: endoplasmic reticulum; endoplasmic reticulum-Golgi intermediate compartment; COPII-coated ER to Golgi transport vesicle. Bases 1 to 816 code for a protein of 271 amino acids. Gene Ontology annotation, biological process: Golgi organization; protein retention in ER lumen; intracellular protein transport. The transcript is spliced from 3 exons. The record is from RefSeq and is a predicted model, not a curated record. Lineage: Eukaryota; Fungi; Ascomycota; Eurotiomycetes; Eurotiales; Aspergillaceae.
AUGCGCUUCGCAGCCCUGGUUAUCGGCCUCCUGGCCACCUUUGUUUCGUCUGUGGCAGCCACGGCCCUGACCUACCGCCUCGAGGCCAACGAGAAAGCGUGUUUCUAUAACUAUGUUGACCAGAGGAACGUGAAGCUUGCUUUCUACUUUGCUGUCCAAUCCGGCGGUUCCUUCGAUAUCGAUUACUCCGUUGUCGGUCCCGGCGAGAAGGUGGUCCUGGAUGGUACCAAGGAAAGACAGGGUGACUUUGUGUUCACGGCCCAGAGCAUUGGCGAGUACCGGUUCUGCUUCAACAAUGACAUGUCGACCUUUGCUGAGAAGAUUGUCGAUUUCGAGAUCGCGGUCGAGAACGAGGAACGCGCACAACUGCCCUCCCGCCAGGGUGCUAGCCCCGAGCAGGCCUCCGCUCUCGAGGAGUCGAUCUUCAAGCUGUCCGCUCAGCUCUCCACCAUCACCCGCAACCAGAAGUACUUCCGCACAAGAGAGAACCGCAACUUCAGCACCGUUCGUAGUACGGAGCGUCGUAUAUUCAACUUUAGCGUGAUUGAGGGCUUGAUGAUGGUUUCGAUGGCCGCACUGCAGGUGUUCGUUGUGAGGUUCUUCUUCCAGGGUGCUAGGAAAGGUAAGUGUCGAUUUCCCCUUACAAUUGAGUUUCCGAGUGUUUUUCGUGGACUAUGUGUUAUUCCUCGUUUGGUAAUGGGGCCGUUGGAGCUGAUUAAUGGCUACAGGUUACGUGUGAUGAUGUGCGAGCAUGAUGAAAAAUAUUUCUUCUGUCCUUUGAUUGUGGCGUCUGUUUGUAUCUACCCGCUGUUGUAG